ACAUUAUCUAAUAAAAUAAAAGGCUGCAAUGUAUUAUUAAAUACAAAGGGAAACAACAUUAUUAACAGAAAGGUACAUCGGAAUAAAACGUUCAUAAUUAUCAUUAGUAAGUAGCGUACGAGUAUUCGUUAAACAAAUCUUGCUAUCAAAGGGAGAGCUAUAAUUAUCUCCGACUAUGAGCAAGCAAUUGAUAUCGAACUAGCUAAUCAGUCAAUAAUGUGCCGGCACACAAUACAACACUCGAAAGAGUAGUGAUAGAUAAUAAGCAGUUCAUAACAUACCUCAACACGAUGGCAGAAGAAAAGAAUAAAUCUACAGAAAAAUUAGAAGAUGAUCCAUUACGUGAUCCAAAAAAUGAACAGUUAAAAGAUAAAACAUUCCAAGAAAAGCUUGCAUAUAUCAAAGACAACAUAACUGUUGAACCUAUGCUAGCAGGACUUAUUAUACCAAGCGUGAUCUCAAGGUUUGCAAUGGGAAAUUUUAAUUUAGACAAAGCUUGCAGAGUCAAUAAAGGGUUCGGUGACGAAAUCUGUGACGCUCUAGUACAGAAAACUAGCAAUAACUACACAUUUUACGAACAAGAGGUUCAGAAACUGAUCUCGUCUAUCGAUAUUUGGAGAGGACUGGUGCAAACAGCGAUUCCGUGUAUGAUCAUAAUAUUUUUAGGAGCGUGGAGUGACAGAACAGGAAAACGGAAAAUAUGUAUAUUGCUCCCCAUUCUUGGAGAAAUACUAACGUCUAUCAGCAACCUGAUCAAUGUAUACUUCUUCUACGAAAUCCCAGUUGAAAUAACUGUGUUGAUGGAAACUAUAUUCCCUGCAUUUACCGGUGGUUGGGUGACAAUGUUUCUUGGCGUAUUCAGUUAUAUCAGUGAUAUCACUUCAGUGGAAACUAGGACUUUUCGAGUCGGCCUUGUUAACUUCUGUAUGACAGCUGGUCUUCCUCUUGGGAUCGGUAUAAGUGGAUAUCUGUUGAAGAACAUGGGAUACUACGGUAUUUUCAGUGUGACUUUGGUGGCGUUCAUUGUAAUUCUUGCAUACGGAUGUUUUUGCUUAAAAGAGCCCGAACAGUGGUUACGAGACAAAGGCCUUCCUGUGAUUGAAAGAGAAAAGCAAGCAAACGUGUCCUUCUUUGAUGUAACGCAUGUAUCAGACACAGUGGUUGUGGCAUAUCGGCAACGAGAAGGCAACGGAAGAACGAAAGUGCUACUCACUCUGUUCUGCGUAUUCGUUCUUUACGGACCUAGCAUGUCGGAACACUCAGUAUUUUACCUGUACUUGAGAAACCAACUCAACUGGGACAUGGUGAAAUACGGGGUCUUCACCAGCUACUCCAUCGUAUUACAUUCUAUUGGUGCAAUGUUCACAAUAACAGUGCUCAGCAAGAAGCUUCAGGUCGAAGACUCGUUGCUGUGCACCAUCUCAAUCAUGAGCAAGUUCGUCGGCUCCAUCUGGAUUGCUUUCGUUACUACUGAUAUCGAGAUGUAUCUGGUUCCUGUUGUCGAGUUUUUCAACGCGAGUACCUUCACAUCGCUGCGGUCCAUUAUUUCAAAAUUGGUGGAAAAAGAUGAGACAGCUAAAGUAAACUCGCUGUUCUCCCUGACGGAGACAGUAGCCGCGCUGGUGUUCCAGCCGCUCUACACGUGGAUCUACAUGCGGACCCUGAACGUGUUCCCAGGAACAGUCUUCAUCAUGAGUGCGGCGUUCAUCAUACCCGCCGUUAUCGUGCUGCUGAUGUUCUAUGUCAAGAUAAAACUGGAAUCUAAAAGUGCAAGAAAAGUCGCAUUCGAAGCACAAGAGAAAAGAGAUGCUGAAGAGAAAAAAAUAGAGCCGCUGAGCUUUUUGAGGCCGAAUAUAGAACCAAUUGAAAAUGCAGAAGUUAUAAAGUAACCACUUUGGGUUUCACUCACA
This is a messenger RNA of Cydia amplana, 1910 nucleotides long. RefSeq names its product proton-coupled folate transporter-like. Gene Ontology annotation, cellular component: membrane. Gene Ontology annotation, biological process: transmembrane transport. The transcript has 7 exons. Bases 291 to 1889 code for a protein of 532 amino acids. NCBI's taxonomy places the organism in Eukaryota, Metazoa, Arthropoda, Insecta, Lepidoptera, Tortricidae. Gene Ontology annotation, molecular function: transmembrane transporter activity. The record is from RefSeq and is a predicted model, not a curated record.